AUGAGUCAAGACCUGUUUGAGCAAAUCAUCGCAGUCCCAGAAGUAGGUCGCUUCUUUGAAAACUAUCAACAAGAAGAAUGGCCUGAAUUGUUUUUAGAUCUAGUUUUAUAUAGCAUUUAUGCAUUAAGGUCGUGCCAUGAGAGCCCGCCUCCAUCCAGUUAUCUUCAAGACUUGGUCCGAAAAGCAGGCAUGAUCGUUUCCCUCGAAAAUGUAAUCCCAAGUAUGCAAGAAAAGCUUAUGCUAAUAAAAGAAGACAUCUCUCGCUUAGAAUCAGAGCUCCAAAUCAAAAGAGAUGAAAAAGCAGUCAAUGAGGUCCAAGAAACCUUACAAGUAAAAUCAAAAGUAAGAUCCAGCUCUGCACCAUCAAGAAAUUAUUCGAAUAAAGCACCAACUAAUUGAAGACAAGGAGAUACUAUUCUUUAUUAAAAUAAUAAAUAAAUAAUCAUUUUUUAAUAUAGAAAAAAAUAAAAAUAUAUGGAAUAGUAUAAUGUUUUCAGGGGUAAUAUUCCUGAAAAUAAACCAGCACAAACCAAAAAUGUCCUUUUCAGAGAUACUUCGCCUCCUGCAUUAAGAAACCAUAAAUUCGUAGAAGUUUUAAAAGAAAAUGACGAUUUCAACUGAAAAUGAAAAGGAAAUGAUAUUGAAAGAGCUAUUUAUCCUGAAUGGUGGACAGCACAAUGCCAAAUGGACGUUAAAAACCCAGAAACAACUGUAAAAAUAACACAAAGAAAGCCUCCACCACUGCCAAAGCCAACUCAAUCCAGAAUGGUUGAAACUGAGCCACUUAAAAAGUCCUCAAAACCCAAAAGAAACAGCUGGAAAAUCCCUUCAAAAAGCAACGGCAGCGAUGAUAUGACCCACAGCCAAGAAUGGGUUGUCCAUUCUGAUAAAUCAGUAGAGGUUGAUUUAGAUACCCCAGGAAGCUCAGUACAAGAAAACCACGUUCGGUUUGAGUCAAAUUCUCAGAAAAAUCCUAAGCAGGUCAGCAUAAAAAAGCCAACAGCCUGGGUCCAAGAUUUUUCAGACGUCGUCAAACGUAGCCCUGCAAGCUCUAUGAGACAUUCUUCCUCUCAGUCAGACUCACGGCAACAAUCAACCCCAAGCCACCAAAGUAUUCAUGUUUUUAGCCCAGCAGAGCCUCCAAGAUCUAAAUCAUUGCAAGAGUCACAGCCAAUGAAGUCUUCAUCAUCUGGAUAUACAAGUAGCUCAAUGACGCAAUACAAUCCUUCAGAAGAAAUGAAGCAAUUCUUCCAAAAUGAAUUUACAAACUUUUUGGAGUCAAGAGGAACUGAAUCUUUAGGCAGUGGGGCGAAAAACCACGAAAGCUCUUAUUAUUCAUCAAGCCCUAGUGAAGAAGGCAACAGCAUGGGAUAUGACAGAAAAGAGCCAAAUUUCAGUUCUCAUAGUAAGACCACCCCAAUGUUUCGCGUUUAA
Molecule: messenger RNA, 1434 nt
Organism: Blepharisma stoltei
Lineage: Eukaryota; Ciliophora; Heterotrichea; Heterotrichida; Blepharismidae
Source: the annotation of a GenBank genome assembly